CUCUCAGCCUGCCCACGAUUAAUCUGACGACAGCGACGGGUGAGAAGAGCAAGAUGGAGGAGUUGCAGAAGCCAUUGACACUAUUCUCACCUCCUACACCGUCGGAAGCGCGACGCAUUGCGAAACGCCACGCUGCAUUUGGACCUCUCGGAUCGAAGCAACAUCUAUACUCGUCGAGAUUCGUGGGCGAGGAGUUCCCGGAGCCGAUCGAGGACGAACCACCAUACUUCUACCUCAUCACAACCUACAUCUCCUACCUAGUACUCAUCAUUUUCGGACACGUGCGAGACUUUUUCGGCAAGCGAUUCAAGCCGGAUCAUUACAAGCAGCUGCGCGAAUGCGAUGGAUACGCGCCGCUAAACUCCGAUUUCGACAACUUCUACAUUCGACGUUUGCAAUUGCGCAUCAACGACUGCUUCCGUCGGCCAGUGACUGGUGUUCCCGGACGUUUCAUCACUCUUCUCGACCGCACGAGCGACGAUGGCAACAUCACCUUCAAGCUCACGGGUACCACCACACAAACGCUCAACAUGUCGUCCUACAACUACCUCGGUUUCGCCGAUGCUGAGGGUGAAUGCGCAGACGCAGCAGAGGCCAGCUUGAAGAAGUACGGAAUCUCUUUCUGCUCACCUCGCGGUGAUGUUGGUACCUCAGAACUGCACACCGAAGUCGAGCGACAGGUGGCCGAAUUUGUCGGAAAGCCUGCAGCAACAAUCUACUCCAUGGGUUUCGUCACAAAUGCCACCAUCUUUCCUGUCCUCGUCGGCAAGGGUUGCUUGAUGAUUUCCGACCAGCUCAACCACGCCUCAAUUCGCUUCGGCGCUCGUCUCAGUGGAGCAGUCAUCGACAUGUUCAAGCACAACGACAUGAACGACCUGGAGCGACUCCUCCGCGAGCGCAUCUCUCAAGGUCAACCGCGCACCCACCGACCAUGGAGGAAGAUUCUUGUUGCCGUCGAGGGUCUGUACAGCAUGGAGGGCACACUCUGCAACCUCCCAUCCCUCGUCGCCCUCAAGAAGAAGUACAAGUUUGCCCUCUACGUUGACGAAGCCCACUCCAUCGGAGCUCUUGGCCCUCGUGGUCGCGGUGUUUGCGACUAUUUCGGCAUCGACCCAGAAGACAUUGACAUCCUCAUGGGCACAUUCACGAAAUCCUUCGGCGCCAACGGCGGCUACAUCUCUGGCAGCAAAGACCUGAUUGACAAAAUCCGCGUCAACAACGCCGGCACCAUCUACGGCGAAUGUCCGACUCCCGCCGUCCUAUCUCAAAUCCAAUCGUCCCUCCGCAUCAUUUCCGGCGACCUCUGUCCGGGUCAAGGCGAAGAGCGUCUCCAGCGUCUCGCCUUCAACAGCAGAUAUCUCCGCCUCGGUCUCAAGCGUCUGGGCUUCAUCAUCUACGGCCACGACGACUCGCCCAUCAUCCCGCUCUUGCUCUACCACCCAGCCAAGAUCCCCGCCUUUUCCCACGAAAUGCUCAAGCGCAAAAUCGCCGUCGUCGUGGUUGGAUACCCUGCUACACCUCUCAUCUCUUCUCGCGCGCGAUUCUGUGUCUCCGCGGCGCAUACGAAGGAUGACCUGGAUCGACUUCUCGCGGCAGUGGAUCAGGCGGGUGAGGUGCUGCAGUUGAAGUUCAGCUCUGGUGCGGCGGGCGGACAGGAGCCAAUGCAUGACGGUUUGGUAAACGAGGAGGAAGCGGAGGUGAGGAGUUGUUUGGAAGUUGGCGAGGGCAAGGGCGUUGUCGCGCCGAGGUGGAAGGUUGAAGAUGUCAUUCGACGAGGAGUGGCGGAUGUGAAGAAGCCGUUGUGUUGA
This is a messenger RNA of Zymoseptoria tritici IPO323, 1808 nucleotides long. It is a transcript of the gene SPT2, whose product is annotated as serine palmitoyl transferase subunit 2. Gene Ontology annotation, biological process: ceramide biosynthetic process; sphingosine biosynthetic process. Gene Ontology annotation, cellular component: serine palmitoyltransferase complex. Gene Ontology annotation, molecular function: pyridoxal phosphate binding; serine C-palmitoyltransferase activity. The record is from RefSeq and is a predicted model, not a curated record. The coding region runs from base 54 to 1808 and encodes 584 amino acids. The transcript has a single exon. Lineage: Eukaryota; Fungi; Ascomycota; Dothideomycetes; Mycosphaerellales; Mycosphaerellaceae.